This is a messenger RNA of Enhydra lutris kenyoni (northern sea otter), 2722 nucleotides long. RefSeq names its product Rho GTPase activating protein 17. Gene Ontology annotation, biological process: signal transduction; positive regulation of GTPase activity; regulation of actin cytoskeleton organization. NCBI's taxonomy places the organism in Eukaryota, Metazoa, Chordata, Mammalia, Carnivora, Mustelidae. Gene Ontology annotation, cellular component: cytosol; intracellular anatomical structure. The transcript is spliced from 10 exons. The annotation marks the transcript as partial. The record is from RefSeq and is a predicted model, not a curated record. Gene Ontology annotation, molecular function: GTPase activator activity.
GGCCUUUUCCGAAUUGGGGCUGGGGCCUCCAAGUUAAAGAAACUGAAAGCUGCUUUAGACUGUUCUACUUCUCACCUGGAUGAGUUCUACUCUGACCCCCAUGCUGUUGCAGGUGCUUUAAAGUCCUAUUUACGGGAACUGCCUGAACCUCUGAUGACUUUUAAUCUGUAUGAAGAAUGGACACAAGUUGCAAGUGUGCAGGAUCAAGACAAAAAGCUUCAGGAUUUGUGGAGAACAUGUCAAAAGUUGCCACCACAAAAUUUUGUUAACUUUAGGUAUUUAAUCAAGUUCCUUGCAAAGCUUGCUCAGACCAGCGACGUCAAUAAAAUGACUCCCAGCAACAUUGCAAUUGUGUUAGGCCCUAACUUAUUAUGGGCCAAAACUGAAGGAACUCUGGCUGAAAUGGCAGCGGCCACCUCUGUCCACGUGGUUGCAGUCAUCGAGCCCAUUAUCCAGCAUGCCGACUGGUUCUUCCCUGAAGAGGUGGAAUUUAACGUAUCAGAAGCAUUUGUGCCUCUCGUCACCCCAAAUUCCAAUCACUCAUCUCACACUGGAAAUGACUCUGACUCAGGGACCCUCGAGAGAAAGCGACCUGCCAGCAUGGCGGUCAUGGAAGGGGACUUGGUGAAGAAGGAGAGCUUUGGUGUGAAGCUUAUGGACUUCCAGGCCCACCGGCGGGGUGGCACUCUAACUAGAAAGCACAUAGCCCCAGCUUUCCAGCCACCACUCCCGCCCACAGAUGGCGGCACCUUGGCUCCUGCAGGCCCAGAGCCCCCUCCCCAGAGCUCUAGGGCUGAAAGCAGCGCAGGGGGUGGGACGGUCCCCUCCUCUGCGGGCACACUGGAGCAGGGGCCAAGCUCGGGCGACAGUCCACCAAAACCCAAGGACCCCGCACCUGUCCCUGCCCCGGCGAGAAACAGCAGUCAGAUGGCCACUGGCCAGAACCAGGCCCAGACCACGGCUGGCUCCCAUCAGCUCUCUGUCGGCCCAGGGCACAAUUCCGCAGGCCCUAGCCCGCACACUCUGCGCCGAGCUGUUAAAAAACCUGCUCCUGCACCCCCGAAACCAGGAAACCCACCUCCUGGCCAUCCUGGGGGCCAGAGUUCUCCAGGAACAUCUCAGCACCUACCCAGCCUGUCACCAAAGCCAACCACGCGAAGCCCUUCUCCUCCCGCCCAGCAUGUGGGCCAGGCCCCUGGCCAACCGUGCACCACCUCGCAGCCUUCUGCGCUCCGGAGGUACUCGAGCAGCCUGUCCCCGAUACAAGCUCCCAAUCACCCACCACCGCAGCCCCCGACGCAGGCCACACUGCUGGGGCACAGCAAACCGAGUAGCCAAGGCCCGCCCGCUCCCGUGGCUUUGCCCAGUGAGUCUGGACUUGAGCAGCCGCUUCACACCCCUCCCCAGACUCCAACGCCCCCCAGUACUCCACCUUUAGGAAAACAGAACCCCAGCCUGCCAGCUUCUCAGACCCAGGCGGUGAGUAAUCCCGAGAUGGCACAGCCACACACCGGAACCUUACCAAGACCGAGACCAGUACCAAAGCCGAGGAAUCGACCCAGCAUGCCUCCACCCCCACAUCCUCCUGGUGCCCACUCAGCUGGGGAUGGCACCCUCACCAACGCUGCUCCCACUGCCUCCAAAAUAGUCACGGACACCAGUUCUAGAGUUUCAGAGCCGCUUCGCAGCACCUUUCCUGACAUGCAUUCAGACUCAGCCAGCAAAGACCUGCCCGGACGCAUUCUGUUGGAUAUAGACAACGAUACAGAAAGCACCGCCCUGUGAAGAAAGCCCCGCCCCCUUCCCCGCCCCCUUCCACUGUGGAGCCCGGAACUGGGCAGGUGCAUGGUUCUCUCCGCAGACGAAACAGUGAAGAGCUUUCAGUGAAGGGAAAAAGAAGGUCUGGCAUGCAGGCCUUUGCCUUCCCACAGCCUCAGGAGAAGGUGGAGGCUGACACUUUAAGCUGAAUGAUCUGUGUCUUAGAAGAAGUUGGCUUUCUUUACACGGGAAAGAAAUCAUGCCAAAAAAUUUUUUUAAAAAAUUUUAAAAAGAAAAAAAAGAAAAAAGAAGUACCUAGAAUGGAAGGAGUAUUACUGCCGAGACACGCAUAGGAAGCUUUGUCACUGCCGUUGAGGCAGGUGGCACAAAAGGCAAUUUGGAAUGAAGAAGAAGUAGUGCGUGAACAAUCUAUUUAAUAAAAUAUAUGCAUUAUGCAAAUCGCCUACUUCCUGCUACUUGGACUUUCAUUCUUAUAUAUUAGGAAGGAGGUUCUUCUCCUUCACCAUUGCUGCAGAAUCGUUUUAUAUGAAGUAUGGUCGUCCCUCCCCGACCCCCUCCAAACCGUGAGCAUUGAUGGUGACUGCUGGAUCCGUCACCUCAGCAAGCUGGAUGUGACUUGUGCCUUGUUGGAUCGCCAGAAUGUAGAAGGAAAUGUACUGUUCUUUUUUUUUUAAUUUUAAACAGUGUAAUUGCUACUUGAUAAGGACCCGAACAUUAUUCUAGUUUCAUGUUUAAUUUGAAUUAAAUAUAUUCUGUGGUUUAUAUGAAAACUUUAUAAUUCUCGGAAGCAAAACUGUGGCUUGUGUGUGUGUGUGUGUAUGUGCACACGCGCGCAUGUUGUCACCUCACGAAACAGAAUUUGGCUGAACAUCAAAGAUCCCUGUGUCCCCAAAGUGCUUCUUGCACUUAAUAAUGUCAUUGAAAAUAUAUACCUAUAAACCCA